AUCUAGUCACAUGACAUCUAUUGUUCAUCUGGUCACAUGACAUCUAUUGUUCAUCUAGUCACAUGACAUCUAUUGUUCAUCUGGUCACAUGAAAUCUAUUGUUCAUCUGGUCACAUCUAUUGUUCAACUGGUCACAUGACAUCCAAUGUUCAUCUGGUCACAUCUAUUGUUCAUCUGGUCACAUGACAUCUAUUGUUCAUCUGGUCACAUGACAUCUAUUGUUCAUCUGGUCACAUGACAUCUAUUGUUCAUCUGGUCACAUGACAUCUAUUGUUCAUCUGGUCACAUGACAUCUAUUGUUCAUCUUGUCACAUGACAUCUAUUGUUCAUCUGGUCACGACAUCUAUUGUUCAUCUAGUCACAUCUAUUGUUCAUCGAGUCACAUGACAUCUAUUGUUCAUCUAGUCACAUCUAUUGUUCAUCUAGUCACAUGACAUCUAUUGUUCAUCUAGUCACAUCUAUUGAUCAUGUGGUCACAUGACAUCUAUUGUUCAUCUGGUCACAUGACAUCUAUUGUUCAUCUGGUCACAUGACAUAUAUUGUUCAUCUGGUCACAUGACAUCUAUUGUUCAUCUAGUCACAUGACAUCUAUUGUUCAUCUGCUCACAUGACAUCUAUUGUUCAUCUGGUCACAUGACAUCUAUUGUUCAUCUAGUCACAUGACAUCUAUUGUUCAUCUGGUCACAUGACAUCUAUUGUUCAUCUGGUCACAUGACAUCUAUUGUUCACCUGGUCACAUGACAUCUAUUGUUCAUCUAGUCACAUGACAUCUAUUGUUCAUCUGGUCACAUGACAUCUAUUGUUCAUCUGGUCACAUGACAUCUAUUGUUCAUCUGGUCACAUGACAUCUAUUGUUCAUCUUGUCAUAUGACAUCUAUUGUUCAUCUGGUCACAUGACAUCUAUUGUUCAUCUGGUCACAUGACAUCUAUUGUUCAUCUGGUCACAUGACAUCUAUUGUUCAUCUAGUCAUAUGACAUAUAUUGUUCAUCUGGUCACAUGACAUCUAUUGUUCAUCUGGUCACAUGACAUCUAUUGUUCAUCUGGUCACAUGACAUCUAUUGUUGUGUCCAUCCUGGAGAGGGAUCCUCCUCUCUUGCUCUCCUGAAGGGUUCUUCACUUUUCCCCCCUGAAUUUUGUUUGCUAUUUCUUGGGAAUUGUUCCUGAUCUGAUGUGAGGUCAAAGGUCAGGGAUGCCGUAUGUGUACAGAUUGUAAAGCCCUCUGAGGAUAAUGUGUAAUCUGUGAUAUUGGGCUAUACAAAAUCAACUGAAUUGAAUUUAACAAAGCUUGUGACCGGGUCACGUUUAAUGUUGUGACCAGCUGAACUCUUGGAGAGGUGUAAUAGAAAUAGCCUCUGCCAGUGAUAUCAGGAGCAAAUACAGUUUUCGUAUGAUUUUGAUCCUUCAGGAGAUAUUUAAUUCAUGGACGCAAGUUAAUCAUUACGAUACAAAUGCCAUUCAGGUAGGCUACACACCUGUUGAUGAGCAGUGGCUGAUCUCAAGUGUGCUGUUUGUUAUUUUAAAAGGCUUUGUCUAUAGGUAGUAGUUAUUCAUUUCCAACUUUACACCCACAAAUAUAAAUGAUAAAUCCCCAUUAGCUCCUUGUGGGAUACUUAUUGUAGCUACAUUAUUCUACCAAGUCGUUUCUGCUUAUGAUGGAUCUUGUGACGGCACGAGCACCCCCAGUGGCCAGAAAGGGGAACUCUCCGUCUGAAUCGAGUCCGUCACAAAAAAGACAAUCAACGUAAUUUCUCGCCACGGUGGCUGGCGACCUCACAUGUGACGUUCAUGAAUCAUCGGAAUACAGAGCUUUAAUAACGACAGCGUUUUGUCCCCUGAUAUAUCAGAUAUAACCCGAGUGAAAGAGGAACAACACGCAGCUGUAUCAAUGCCGAGUUAUCCGGAGCAAGAAUCAGCCACUACGGCUACUUUUUAAUUCAUAUAUGAAAGUGAAAUUGAGUGAAUCAGGAGCGGAUAUACAGCGAAGACUGAGUCGCUGUGUGUCGCCCAUUGUUCCGCCAUCAGGGUGAACACCACCCGGUUACCCGGCCUCUCUGGGUGGCCCCCGGGAGGAGGGCCGCACCUCCCGGAUCCCCAGCAGCGUUCAUGUGCGCGCCGCACUGGGACGUCGUGAUAUUUCUAACUGCACCUGAAGGCAGCGCGAGGCGGGGAGGUGGGGCGAGAAGUGGAGGCUGAGCAACAGCGAGAGGAGGGGGAAGAGCGCGAGACCCAGCCGCUCGCGCACAGUGGGCUUGUUUACCGUUUACUGUUUACAGCUCACGUUAACCGCCAGUGUGCGACAUUGGCGCAGCAGCAAACGGCUCAGAGGCAUGUCGCUCCCGGUCCGCCCGCAGCGGCUCUAACGGCUGCCCGGUUACCGACGGAACCUCCCCGCCUUCACCGCGCGGCAUGAUCCGCGGAUGACACUCUGCGGGUGAACGUGAGGGCGAAACCUCCCGCCGCUCGGGGGACCUGCUGCUCCCGGUUCUCUGCGAACCCACCGGGACCACCGGGCCGCCGCCAUGAAGUUCACGGAGCAUCUCUCGGCUCACAUCACGCCGGAGUGGAGGAAGCAGUACAUCCAGUAUGAGGCCUUCAAGGAGAUGCUGUACGCUGCUCAGGACCAGGCCCCGUCCAUUGAAGUCACCGACGAGGACACCGUGAAGAGGUACUACGCCAAGUUUGAGGAGAAGUUCUUCCAGACGUGUGAAAAAGAGCUGGCCAAGAUCAACACCUUCUACUCCGAGAAGCUGGCCGAGGCUCAGCGGCGGUUCGCCACGCUGCAGAACGAGCUGCAGUCGUCGCUGGACGCCCAGAGGGAGAGCUGGGCCAAUGGGCGGAGCCUGAGGCGGAGGAAGACGGUGUUCGCCCUGUCGCAGCAGGAGCGCUGCAAGCACCGCAACAUCAAGGACCUGCAGCUGGCCUUCUCCGAGUUCUACCUGAGCCUCAUCCUGCUGCAGAACUACCAGAACCUGAACUUCACGGGUUUCAGGAAGAUCCUGAAGAAGCAUGAUAAGAUCUUGGAGACGCCGCGGGGGGCCGACUGGAGGGUGCAGCAUGUUGAGGUGGCUCCGUUCUACACCUGCAAGAAGAUCACGCAGCUCAUCUCCGAGACAGAGGCGUUGGUCACCACCGAGUUGGAAGGAGGCGACAGGCAGAGGGCCAUGAAGAGGCUGAGGGUUCCUCCCCUGGGAGCUGCACAGCCUGCUCCUGCCUGGACCACCUUCAGAGUGGGGCUGUACUGCGGAGUGUUCCUGGUCCUCUUGGUCACGGUGGUCAUCACAGGGGCUGUGGUGAUUCGUAGUGCUGAUGUUUGGCCUAUGGUCAGGAUCUACAGAGGAGGCUUCCUGCUCAUAGAGUUCCUCUUCCUGUUGGGCAUCAACACCUACGGCUGGAGGCAGGCCGGAGUCAACCACGUGCUGAUCUUUGAGCUCAACCCCAGAAACAACCUGUCACACCAGCAUCUGUUUGAGAUUGCCGGCCUGCUGGGCGUGCUGUGGUGCGUCAGCCUGCUGUCCUGCCUCUUCAGCGACAGCAUCCUGGUGCCGAUGCAGGCCAACCCUCUGGCCCUCUACGGCCUCUUCCUCCUCUUCCUCAUCAACCCCUUCAAGACCUGCUACUACAAGUCACGCUUCUGGCUGCUCAAGCUCUUGUUCCGGGUGGUGACGGCUCCGUUUCACCACGUGGGCUUUGCGGACUUCUGGCUGGCGGACCAGUUGAACUCGCUGGUCGUGGCUCUGAUGGAUCUGGAGUACAUGAUCUGCUUCUACAGUUUUGAACUGGACUGGAAGAAACACGACGGACUCAUUAGCAGCGAAGGUAAAGACGUGUGUAACUCCUACUCCUACGGCGUCCGCGCCGUGAUCCAGUGUCUUCCUGCGUGGUUCCGGUUCGUCCAGUGUCUUCGGCGUUACCGCGACACCAAGCGGGCGUUCCCUCACCUGGUGAACGCCGGGAAAUACUCCACUUCCUUCUUCGUGGUCACCUUCGCUGCCCUGUACAGCACACACAAAGCCGAGGCCCACGCUGACGCCCAGAUCUUCCUGUACCUGUACAUCGGCUGCCUGGUGGUCAGCUCGUGUUACACGCUGGUCUGGGAUCUGAAGAUGGACUGGGGCCUGUUCGACCGCAACGCAGGAGAGAACACCUUCCUGAGGGAGGAGAUCGUGUACCCACAGAAGGCCUAUUACUACAGUGCCAUCGUGGAGGACGUGCUGCUGCGCUUCUCAUGGACUCUGACGCUCUCCCUGAGCACGCUCUCCGGGUUGCACGGCAUCUCUGACAUCCUGGCCACCAUCCUCGCCCCGAUGGAGGUCUUCAGACGAUUCGUAUGGAACUUCUUCCGGUUAGAGAACGAGCACCUGAACAACUGCGGUGAGUUCAGGGCCGUCAGGGACAUCAGCGUGGCGCCACUCAACGCCGAUGACCAGACACUGCUGGAGCAGAUGAUGGACCAGGAGGACGGAGUCCGGAACCGGCAGGGCAAGAAGAGCUGGAAGAGGAGCUACAGCAUGAGCCUACGCAGACCCCGCCUGGCCUCGCAGUCCAAGACCCGCGACACCAAGGUGUUGAUCGAGGACACUGAUGAUGACUCCUGACAUCAGGCCACGCCCAUCGCCUGGGUCCAGAAUCUAUUCAAAGGAGGAAACUCCGCCUCCUAACUGAGGAGCGACCCAGCGAGUUGGGCGUUGGACUCUCAACCACGGACCCGGUUCUCGCCGCUCAUGUAAUCCUUUCUCCAACGCAUGAGCCGCCUCGCGGGUUCAGACGGACUGAAGCACCUCAAGAGACUAACUUUCCCCUCUUGAGCCACCGCCCAGCAACAUGGCCAUUAAGCUCCUCCCCCUUCAACGAUAACCACGUGGGCUUAGCACCUCAACUCCUCGUCUGUUCCACCCACCAGCUGCCACCUAGAGGGGAACUCUGUCACUGCAGCCAUUGAGCUCUCCUGGUGGCGUCCAGCAUGAACCUGGCCCCUCCCCCACAGGAAGCUCCUCAGCGUCAUGGCAACGUCCACCUGCUGCUGAGGACCGCAGGGGACGGCCUUCAGGUGGUAGUGUCCGGCUCCGCCAGAGCUGAGAGGUGUGAGUCCACUUCCACCUGGACCUCAGGAUCUAGACUCUGAUCAGAGGAUGACAUGUGUCCUCCUCCUCUUCCUCCUCCACAACUUCUGAGGCCUCGUGCCUCCUCCUGACGCCUGACACCAUCACUCAGCCCGACACAUCACAGAGCUGCCUCCUGCACCGCACACACACACACACACAGACACAGAGACACACACACACAGAGACACAGAGACACACAGAGACACACACAGACACACAGACACAGAGACACACACACAGACACAG
Molecule: messenger RNA, 5349 nt
Organism: Pseudoliparis swirei
Lineage: Eukaryota; Metazoa; Chordata; Actinopteri; Perciformes; Liparidae
Product: xenotropic and polytropic retrovirus receptor 1 homolog
Exons: 16
Coding region: 2521-4596 (691 amino acids)
Biological process (GO): phosphate ion transport; cellular response to phosphate starvation
Cellular component (GO): cytoplasm; plasma membrane; Golgi apparatus
Molecular function (GO): inositol hexakisphosphate binding
Source: RefSeq, a predicted model, not a curated record